AUGACGGUCGAACCCAUUCAGUUCACCAUCAGGCAUGCCCAAGCUACCGACGCCGCCGAGAUCGCAUCCCUGGGCGCAAGCGUAUUCUUCGAUUCGUUCGCCCAUUCCAUGCCCGCCGAGGACAUGGACAACUACCUCAAGAGCUCGUACACCGCCGAAAGAAUACAGAGCGAAAUCGAGGAUACACACACCUACCUCUUCUACGUCGCUCGCGACGAUACGACCAACGAGCUGCUCGGGUUUGCCCAGCUCAAUCGCUUCUCCGACGAGCCAUGCCUCCAGAUCAAGCCGCCACACACUAUCGAGCUGCAGCGCAUCUACACGGCCUCGAAGGCGCACGGCCGCGGCGUCGGCUCGAAGCUCAUGAGCCAAGCGCUUGACUACGCGAUCGCGCAAGGAUUCAAGGCGAUAUGGCUCGGCGUAUGGGAAGAGAACCUCAAAGCGCAAAAGUUCUACCUCGAGCGACACGCCUUCAACAAGGUCGGCGACCACGACUUCACCAUCGGAAGCUGCGUACAGCGAGACUUGAUCCUGGAGCGUCAUUUGUGA
Kalmanozyma brasiliensis GHG001 is the source of this 549-nucleotide messenger RNA. RefSeq names its product GNAT domain protein. Lineage: Eukaryota; Fungi; Basidiomycota; Ustilaginomycetes; Ustilaginales. The transcript has a single exon. Gene Ontology annotation, molecular function: acyltransferase activity, transferring groups other than amino-acyl groups. The record is from RefSeq and is a predicted model, not a curated record. The coding region runs from base 1 to 549 and encodes 182 amino acids.